Molecule: messenger RNA, 1041 nt
Organism: Parnassius mnemosyne (clouded apollo)
Lineage: Eukaryota; Metazoa; Arthropoda; Insecta; Lepidoptera; Papilionidae
Source: the annotation of a GenBank genome assembly
AUGGCUGAAACGCCAGAAAAUGAACCAGUACCAUCGUCCAGCGAGAACAUAGAAUCUGAUGUAAAAGAAGACGCACCUUUAGCUAAAAAACGUAAAAUGCUAUCAGAGAAGGAGCACUCUGAAAAACUAGAGCACAGGUUGGGUGGUAUUUUAUGCUGCGCAGUUUGCCUGGACCUGCCUCCAGCGGCCGUGUAUCAGUGUACAAAUGGACAUCUUAUGUGUGCUCCUUGUUUUACUCAUUUGCUGGCGGAUGCUAGGCUCAGAGAUGAAGCAGCCACGUGUCCUAUCUGUCGUAUUGAGAUCUCUAAGACUUCAGCUUCAAGAAACCUUGCUGUUGAGAAGACGGUGUCUGAACUACCAUUAGAGUGCAGAUUCUGCACUCAUGUUUACCCACGACAUUCUUUGCAGCAUCAUGAAGAUAAUAUUUGUGAUGAGAGGCUGACGGGGUGUAAGUACGCGUGCAUCGGGUGCCCGUGGCGCGGGCCGGCGCACGAGGCGGGCUCGCACGAGGCGCAGUGCGCGCACCCCGCCAAGUCCGCCGCGGACCUGAUGGCGCUGCUGGCCGACCGCGAGCGACAAGCGCGCGACUCCACCGCCGUCUACGAGCAGAUCAUGGACCUGCUCUCCUACGAGAAGAUCACCUUCAACGAUUUACAGCUCAGGCCGUACCGCACUGAAGAGUUUGUGCACAAGCUCUACUACGAGACGUCUCGCUUCUCCGCGUUCGGCCACCAGUGGGUGGUUAAGGCGUACGUGAAUAAGAAUCAGCGUGACCCCACGCAGAGCGCCCAGCGAGAGAUCACUUACCAACUGAUUCUUAAAAGCAAGACUUCGGCGCCGCUGAGUGUGCAGUGGGUGUGCACGCGUGGCCCAUGGGGCGAAGUGCGGUUCGCAGCGCGCGUGGCGGCGCACAGCUUCCGCGACGACGCGACCGACGCGCCGCCGCUGCCGCUGCCGCUCGCAGAGCCGCGUGACGCCAACCGCCUGCUGGCAACCAAGCCGCUGCACUGCAGGCUCAUCAUGUUCCUGUCUUCAAAGUGA